Lycium barbarum (goji berry) is the source of this 1486-nucleotide messenger RNA. RefSeq lists its product as uncharacterized. NCBI's taxonomy places the organism in Eukaryota, Viridiplantae, Streptophyta, Magnoliopsida, Solanales, Solanaceae. The record is from RefSeq and is a predicted model, not a curated record. The transcript is spliced from 2 exons. The coding region runs from base 655 to 1176 and encodes 173 amino acids.
GCAACGUAUGUGGAAUCAAGAACUAAUGCAGCUGUCUUCUCUAAGAGAGAAAGGUUUUCAUUGAUCGGCCUUUUACUAGGUAGGGUAUUUCUCCAAUAGAGAUACACAUACAUCCCCCAGACUCCUCUUGUGGGACCACACAAGGUAUGUUGUUGUUGGUAUACAUAAAGGUUAAUUACAGUAUAACCUCGUUGAUGCAAGUCUCAAUGUUAUCUCCUUCUAUUUAGCUGAGUAUGUAUUACCUAGUAAUUGAGUUGAUCAGCAUCUGAAAAUUGAACGGAUCGUGUUAAUUACUUUGUCCUGUUGUUAAUUUCAUUCUCUCUUCUUGCUUUUUGGCUGCAUUUUCCUUUUAUAAGUAAUGCAUGGUUAGGAGAGAUUGAUGAUGCAAAGCAAAAGCAUAUCCUUGCGUUAAAAUUAGCACAAAGAUUGAUAGAGGAAGGAGAUUGGAGCUACUAUGCAGAUAGUGUAACCAAUCCGUUAAUACAGGCAACAAAACUUGGUAUUGAUGGGUUAGUCGUGGAAAUUAUACAAAAAUACCCUCAAGCUGUAGAAACCUUGGAUGAAGAUGGAAAGAAUAUAUUGCAUAUAGCAGCAGAGAGGAAAAACAGGUUCCUAUUUGAUCACUUUCUGAAAAAAGUAGCUCAUAAGGAUAGGAUGCUUGCAGAUAUCGAUCAACAAGGAAAGCCCGUUUUGCAUUUUGCAGCAAGUGUUGGGUCCCCAUAUAGAUUUUCUAUGGGGGAACCAAGUGAAAUGACAGGGGGUAUAAAAGCAGUACUGCUCAUGAUGUGGGGCGUGCUUUGGUUUAAGCGCGUAAAGUACUGUGUUCAUCCACGUUUGUGGAGUCUGAAGAAUUCUGAAGGCCUGACUGCAAAAGAGUUAUUCGAGAGAAACCAUUCAGGCCUACGUAAAGAAGCAGAGAAAACAAUCAGAGACUUAGGGAAUUCAGUGUUCAUACUGGCUACUCUUCUCAGUACAAUAAACUUUGCUGCAGUUUUUACAGUCCCCGGAGGAUUUGAUGAGAAAACUGGCCUACCUAUUCUCUUCAACUCUGAUGGUACUAAGUCAGAGUUGUCGAUGUUGAUGUUUUUCUUAGCUGCAGCUCUUUUCGAUUCAGUAUUCACCAUGGGCGCUUUGCUUUCGUUUCUUCUCUCCGAGUUUGACUCAGAUGACUUUUAAAUUGACAUUCCAUUGAAGAUCUGUGGUGUCUAUACUUUUGUGUAUUACUCUGCAGCAUUCACAGUUUUGGCCGGCAUUCAAGCCCUUAAUCUUGAGAAUAUGUUCAUGAACAAAGAUAUCUGGUGGCUAAGUUUUUUUAUACUUUGUCUUGCAUUUCUUGUGGCCUUAAUAUUUGUAGACAUGUCUUAUCUCGUUUUUGAUUAUAUGUACCAUUUCCUUCGUUAUUCACUUUCUUACAAGAGGCAAUAUAUGUAAUGUGAAAUACCAUUUGUCAUAUCAUGCUGCAGAUAGCCUUUUUGUUUUUCUGCAU